CAGGGGUCUGGGUUGGGGUGGAUGCUAUAGGCAGCGUGUGAUUGGUCGGUGCAGAGAGAGGCGGGACUGUACAAAGUCCCACAUCUGGCAGCUCUUACUGCUGCAGCUCUCUCAGAAACUCAGGAACAGUGAGUGGAACAGAGCACAGAGAACAUGUCUUUCAUUAAAGUUGAUCCAUCGUCCGACUUCUCCUUCCACAACCUGCCCUAUGGAGUGUUCUCCACGGCUAACAACCCCAAACGCCGUGUCGGUGUUGCCAUUGGAGACCAGAUACUGGACCUCAGUGUGAUCAUGUCUCUGUUCCGAGGGCCACUGCUGUCCAAACAUCAGGACGUCUUUGACCAGCCCACCCUGAAUGCCUUCAUGGCUCUUGGCUAUGAGUACUGGAGGGAGGCCAGGAGGACGGUGCAGGGAAUGCUGUCAGCCAAUGAGAGCGCUCUGAGAGAUGAUAUCAGCCUCCGCAGCAGAGCAUUCGUCCAUCAGACUGCAGCGACCAUGCACCUUCCUGCAGACAUAGGCGAUUACACCGACUUCUACUCCUCCAAAGAUCACGCCACCAACGUGGGCAUCAUGUUCCGGGGGAAGGAGAAUGCUCUGAUGCCAAACUGGUUGAGGCUCCCGGUGGGAUACCACGGCAGGGCCUCAUCAGUGGUUGUUUCCAGGACCCCCAUCCGCCGGCCCUCAGGCCAGAUGAGGCCUGACCAGACAAAGCCUCCAGUGUUCGGCCCGUCCAAGCAGCUGGACAUUGAGCUGGAGAUGGCCUUCUUUGUUGGAGGAGGGAAUCAGCUGGGGGAGCCAAUCCCCAUCGAGAAAGCCCAUGAACACAUCUUCGGCAUGGUGCUCAUGAACGACUGGAGCGCCAGGGACAUCCAGGCGUGGGAGUAUGUUCCUCUUGGUCCUUUCCUGGGGAAGAACUUCGGAACAACCAUUUCCCCCUGGGUCAUCCCCAUGGAGGCGCUGUUACCCUUUGCAGAGCCCAACGCGGUCCAGGACCCAGAGCCCCUCCCCUACCUGCAGCACCGGGACCCCUUCACCUUCAACAUCAACCUGUCUGUGUCACUUAAAGGACAGGACAUGGCAGACGCAGCAACCAUCUGCAAGACAAACUUCAAGUACAUGUACUGGACCAUGAAGCAGCAGCUCACCCAUCACACAGUGAACGGUUGCAACGUGAGACCAGGGGACCUGCUGGCCUCGGGGACCAUCAGUGGACCUGAUCCAGAGAGCUUUGGCUCCAUGCUGGAGCUGUCCUGGAGGGGGACUAAGAACAUAGAUCUGGGUGGAGAAGAGACCAGAACGUUCCUGAAGGAUGGAGAUGAAGUCACCAUCACAGGAUACUGUCAGGGAGACGGAUACAGGGUGGGAUUCGGACCCUGUGCAGGAACCAUCCUCCCCGCCCUCCAGCACUGAAACACACUGACUGUUACUGUAGGGGGGGGGUCCUUUAGCAGAGCUCCUAAUGGAAGACACACACUUACACACACACCUGCAGUAUCCCCCACUGUCGCCAAAGAUGACUCUGACCAAAAACACACACACACACACACACACACACACACACACACACACACACACACACACACACACACACACACACACACACACACACACACACACACACACACCUAUCAGAUGAUGUGUUUCCAGCUUCAGUAAAUAUUAGAAAAACUUCUCUCUGAUUGGUCGAUAGUCUCAGUGUUGUGUACAGUUGUGUCUUCUUAUGGAUUCCUCUGCAGUGCCUCAUCAGAGCGAUGCCCCCCCCGCCAGAGUGUUACUGAUAUACCAGGAUCAGUGUUAUUGAUGUUUAAUAUGUGAUUUAUAGUAAAGUAAUUCAUUUUUAAAUGUA
This is a messenger RNA of Eleginops maclovinus (Patagonian blennie), 1846 nucleotides long. It is a transcript of the gene fah, whose product is annotated as fumarylacetoacetate hydrolase (fumarylacetoacetase). NCBI's taxonomy places the organism in Eukaryota, Metazoa, Chordata, Actinopteri, Perciformes, Eleginopidae. The record is from RefSeq and is a predicted model, not a curated record. The transcript is spliced from 14 exons. The coding region runs from base 154 to 1410 and encodes 418 amino acids. Gene Ontology annotation, molecular function: fumarylacetoacetase activity. Gene Ontology annotation, biological process: homogentisate catabolic process; L-phenylalanine catabolic process; L-tyrosine catabolic process.